Molecule: messenger RNA, 3885 nt
Organism: Schistocerca serialis cubense
Lineage: Eukaryota; Metazoa; Arthropoda; Insecta; Orthoptera; Acrididae
Product: arrestin domain-containing protein 3-like
Exons: 9
Coding region: 342-1649 (435 amino acids)
Biological process (GO): protein transport
Cellular component (GO): cytoplasm
Source: RefSeq, a predicted model, not a curated record
AUCGACACGCCGAAACAUUCUUAUCCUGGCAGGCGUCAGGCAGACGGAACUCGUGUUAGUAACACGUAAAGCGCCGAUGAUGGUAGGCACCGUUCACAGUUGGUGCGAAUAUUGCCGUUUAGAGUACAGUGUAGAUCGUUUCGGCGAAAUACCCCAAAACGUGGCGUUUCACUGAAUACUGUGUCACAUCUGAAUCGCCCUGCAGUCUCACGCAACCAACCACGGACAGCGAGAAAUUGCUCUGGUCAUUCAGUUUCGCUGCUUUUGGGUGUCUCUGCCCUCUUGCAUUUUUCCACUUCCGCUCCAAUUGUUCGAAUUAAACGUUGUGACAGCGGCAGAGAAUGGUCCGGCAAAUUCGUAUAUACCUCGACAAUCCUAUAGCGACGUAUUACGGAGGCGAUACUGUAACGGGAAAAGUAUUCGUCAAAGUAGACGACGAGGAAAAAAUCCGCUAUAUUUCUGCAAAAUUUAGAGGUGAUGCCAAUGUAAGCUGGACUGAAUCGGAUUCAGAAACAGACAGUGAUGGCAAGUCUCAUACUGUCUAUACUACAUAUUCAGCACAUGAAAACUACCUCAUGACAAAAAUGUACUUAGUUGGUGGUCCAUCUCAGGAGAUCAUACUUCCACCAGGAGAGCAUAUUUAUAAUUUUUCUGUUAUACUACCAGAAAAUCUGCCAUCCUCAUUUGAGGGGAUAAAUGGUAACAUUCGUUACAUGGUCAGAGCAAAAAUGAAUCGUGUAUGGGCAUUUGACGAUACAGUUAAAGCUUUCUUCACUGUUUUGUCACAUUUAGAUUUGAAUAAGGAUCCCUUGGUCAAGGAACCAGUUACAACUGUUGCUGAGAAAACAUUAUGCUGUUGUUGCUGUAGGUCUGGUCCUCUGACUUUGGUUGGCAAUGUUCCAGCUGUUGGAUUUGUUUCUGGGCAAGAGAUACCUGUGACUGUAGAAGUUGAUAAUGGAACAAAUGAGACAAUAAGUAUUGUUACCUGUUCUCUUAAGAAGAAUGUAUGCUUCACUGCUCAUUCACCCAGCACACGCACAAAUAAAACAUCAGAGAAAGUAGAAACUAUCACAUUUGAGCCUGUGGGUGAAAAUGAAUCUAAAACAUGGACCAAACAGUUGAAAAUUCCGAGUUUGCCUCCAUCCACUUUGAAGAAUUGUGGCAUCAUUGAUCUUGAGUACUGCUUGGAUAUCAAAGCUGAAAUUAGUGGGCCACACACAAACUUACAUGUAAACAUCCCAAUAACAUUAGGAACCAUUCCCCUCUUUACAUAUAUCCCACCUGGGUUGCUGCAAAAUACUCCUGAAAAAUUACCCCUACCGCCUACAGCCUCAGCACCAUAUCCACCACCAUCAUCACAGUUCCCUACAGCACCAUAUCCUGCAAAUACUGCAGCUGAUAUCACAUCUGGCACAAGUCAGCUGGGAUUCUCAAAUGUACUGUUACCACUGCCAAGUCAGUCAAAUCUGACUCCAUCUGCACCACCACUUCCAUACCCAGAUAUUCCACCUCCUUCAUAUGAAGAGUGUAUGUAUGGAGCAAGUAAUGUGAAUGUAGGAGAUAAUGCAAGCCACACAGAAGAGGGAUACAAUCACGUUCCAAGAUAUCCCACAUACAACUUACAUCCUGGGGAAGCCACCGGAAUGUGAUAACUUCUCAUGCAAGGCCAUAUGGAUACGCAUACUAGUCCUGGAAUUAUUUGUGAAUCACAACCACAGUGCAGAGACAGCAAUCUAAUAGGAUUAUGAAAAGUUAUUACCUAAGUACAGAAAGCAUGGAGCUGCUAGUUUAUCUGGAUCAUGAGAUUGAUUACAAGGCUCCAUUUGGAUGAAGAGUACCAGAUUAUGAAUCAGCAAGGCCUAAAUCACUGAAGAUUGAAGAAGUGAUCCACCAUAAGAAGAUACAUCUAAUCAAGUUACCUGCAGGACCAGCCCUUUGCCAGUGUGUGCCCUUCAGCUGGUAACUUGCCACUACCAAAUAUCCGACUGAUGCCAACUCCUGACCAAUAUUCUAUCUGUUUUAGUACCCGCUCACAGAAAUGACUUUUGCAAAUUUCCCACAAGUGACAGAGCCAGUUGAGACCUGCACCAAAGAAAGCAUUGUGGCACUUGAUGUGAACUAGAUUCCAGUUCUUGCUCAGAGAUGGAGUCAGCUUCCAGCCUAAAUUUUUGUCUCAUUAGAAUUAUUUACCAUCUUGCAUAGAUGGAUUUAUUAGACAGCGAGCUUUGGCUGAUCAGUGGUUUGUGUUGAUUGUGUAUUCAGGCACUGCACCCCAAAUAAUUACAUAAUCUGCAGACAGAGGUAUAUGUGGUCUUAAUGGCAAUGGGGUAAAUGAGAUGAAUAUGAGCUACAAAAUUCCUUAUCUGCUCUGUUUGUAUUAGUGUGCUAUAACCAUUCAUUGCACAUACCCAGCAGAGAAGUCUGUCCAGUUCACACAGGACACCUUUCUAUGCCUUCAAGAUCCAGGGAGGGUGAAGAUAUCAUGCUGAAAACUAGGGCUUAUGGGAUUCAGGGCAAUGAAUUUGAUGAUAACUGGCAAGGAGGACAUUGGAAGACCUACAGUGGCAAAAUUUGAAGUGACUGCUGCAGAGUGGAACCACACAUCAUUGGGAAGAUCAGGAUUUAACUUCCUGCCAAAGAUGAGGUUAUUAGAUGUAAAGCACAAACUCAAGCUGCGGGAAGAAUGGAUAAGGAAUUCAGCCAUGCCCUUUUUAAGAUAAAUCUGUUUAAUGCCAUUAAUUUAAUUAUUUUGUUUACUGUUUUGCAAUUUUAUUUAGUGUUUAAGUAAUACUGUAAUCUAUUUGAUUAAAGUUAUUUCAAUUUUCUCAAUAAAAUUUUAAUUCAGUAUAUACUAACAGAAAUUAGUUACUCUCACUGUGGACAAAGUGAUUUUGUUUGGUGAUAUACUGCAGGCAGCACAGUGUUUUUUGUGUAACUCAAUAUGGUUUCUGAAGCAACCCUGCAUUAUUUGGUAGGUGACUGUGCUAAAUUAUAAUUUUUCAGGGUAUAUUUCUGACUGCCAUCUCCAACAGUUUUAGCUACAUUUACCAUUGUACAAUUCUGUUGCCUCAGAUAAUGCAAGAGUUCAUAAACUACUAUAAACACCAUUAGCUCAAAUUCUUGUCAAAGAAAUAAUUUUGCAGUAACAACAUCUCUGUCUUAUAUUCAGUUAAUAAUGUAUUCGAUUUUUAUAAUUUGUCUGGAUAACAUUCUAACUUUUCUUUUUUUUGUACUCUGAGUACUCAUGAUAUUGUAAUCCCUUAUCUAGGCAGAUGUUCCAAUUCCUCAUAAUUCAGUGUUAUGAAUGAGGGUUACAUAUCAGUCAUAAGACAUUGUACACAUAUUUGUGUGGAAGGCAGUUCAAAUCCCCAUCCAGUCGUCAACAUUUAGUUUUUCUAUGAUUUCCCUAAAAUGCAAGUGAAUCCCAGGAUGGUUCCUUUGAAAGAGCACAGCUGAUUUCUUACCUUGCCUUCCUUCAAUACAAUUUCAUACUCCAUUCUUAUGACCACUGAUAAUGUUUCAUUAAACUCAAGCCUCUUUUUGUCUGUGUUGUAAUAGCAGAAGCUGAACCAUAUUAAGAAUUUCUUCUAUGUUUAGUAAUUAAUACUAAAACCUCAGAAUGAAACGCAGAUGUAAACGUUCAGUGGUUCCAGUAGAGGACAGAAAGUCACAAAUGAAAACUUAAUAAUUUUGAUUACUCUUGUUAUUUCUAACUUUUUCCUGUAAGUAGCCAAGAAGAAAACACCUCCAUUUCAGAAAUUUAAUUUUUUAUUUUAUUUUAUCAGCUCUUAAAUAGGAGUUUAUUUUUAUUUUUAUGUGACUGCAAUUUUAUUUGAACAACUUCUUAAAAAUUGAGUUUGUUUACAAUAAAUAUGUGUUCUCGCC